Manihot esculenta (cassava) is the source of this 2607-nucleotide messenger RNA. RefSeq lists its product as uncharacterized. The record is from RefSeq and is a predicted model, not a curated record. The transcript has 4 exons. Lineage: Eukaryota; Viridiplantae; Streptophyta; Magnoliopsida; Malpighiales; Euphorbiaceae. Bases 890 to 2194 code for a protein of 434 amino acids.
UUAUUAUUGUUUAGUAAUUUUUGACGAAGGGCGCAGUUUUUUCGGCGGAAAAUUCGGAUCUUUUUGUUUCUAUACAUGUGUAAUGUUUCUAUUUUUGUUAUGUGAUUUUAUAUUUUUAGAGGUUUUUGGAUUAAGACUCACUCCUCACUUCCCUGGAGAGUAGCAGAUUGAUUCGAUUUUCAGUCUCUUUUUAUUUUUUUUCCCGAGAUUUCCUCUUCUUUUUGGGUGUUCCUGUUGGUGUUUUUUACUGUUCUCGCCCCUUUCCAGUGGUUAUGAUUUGGUGGGGUUGGUGUGAACAAGUGAGUGUUCAAGCAGAGAGAAUUUUGUAUUUUCCUUUUUGUCUCUGUUCAUGUUUUCUGAAAUCUGUUGGUACAUUUUUGACUUUAGAUGAAGUAAUUUGACUUUGAAUUUUCUUCCCCCUUUUUUUUUUCUCCAUUUGAUAUUGUACUUGGAAAUCAAACCCUCGUAAUCUUCUCAAAAUUGGGUAAUUUCCCCACUUUUCUUCGACCCUUUUGAAGAAUAAGAUCUUGUUUUUUUUUUUUUUCAGUGCAAACUUUCUACGGAGGGGUGAAUGAUUUAGUGUGAAGGGUGAGGAGGAAUUGAGUCUUAGUUCUUGCGAGGGUUGUUAGGAAUUUCUUCAAUUUUCAAGCUGCGCUUCUUUUGCAUGAUUAAAACUCUCUGUAGUUAGCGUCUGGUUAUCAAGUUAGUGAUCAUCAUAAUGAUGGUAUUUGUUUUAAUUUCCCCCUUUUAAUUGCAGAGGGACAACCACAACUGGUUUCCCCCCCUCCCCACAAAGUGAUGGUGCAGGAUUUUAGCUUGUGCUUGGCCAGAGCAUGUGAGUAAAACUUUUGGGAUUUUUAUCAGAACUUCGCUUCCACUGUGUUUUAGCAUGGGGGGUGCUUGUUGUGUUGCUGCUAGAGACAAAAAUAUAGUAAAUGGACCAAGCAGUGAGAUAUUGCAUAGGAAUACCCGGUAUUCUCCGACAUGGAGCUUUAGGUGGGAUAAUAGAAGGCGUGUAGCUGGGGAAGAGACUUCCAUAACUUGGUUUCAAGAUGCAAAUAUUAGGAAUGACGGAACAGAUAUUAAAUAUGAAUCAGCCUAUGCAUCCGAGGAUGGAAGCCCCUUGGAUAGUUUUCGGAGGCGUGCGUGGCAGAAGUCUCCAACAUCUGAAGCUGCUACUGCACAUGUGAGGACUCCUGCUUCAGAUCCGUCCAUAUUAAGGAAUAUUUCGGUGGACACAAGUUUGGAACAGGUGAAGGAGUCAAUGGAGGCCUCAACAGUUUCAGAUCCAUCUCCCACAAAAUUCUCUCUCUCAUUGCCUUCAACUUCAUCAAUAACAUCUCCAAUUUCAUCCCACAUUAAUCCUCAUACUGCUAGCUCUACCACGCCAAGUUGGCCUGAUUCUGCCCAUCAGUUAAUGGGGCAAGGUCCUGAUGCCCAAAUCCCAGAAUUGAAGUCGUCAAAUAGUUGUUCAGCUCCUGAGGAGAGGCCCGCCAUCCCCUCAUGGAGCAAGAAAUCAACUCGGGGAUCCCAUGGUGGCUCUUCAGAUGGUUGGUCUAUGCACUCAUUUUCUGAGCUCCUGACUACUUCCCAUAGAGGAAGGUGUUCUUUUGACGAUGACUCCUUGAGCUUCAGGCAUGAGAGAACUAGAUUAAAUGGUCAAAUAUCAUCUUCUCCCUCUGCCAAUCUUCAAAAAUGUGGGAUUUGCUCAAAGCUAUUGACUGAGAAAUCUUUGUGGAGCAGCCAGAAACUUGUUUCAAGUAAUGAGCUCUCCGUGGUUGCUGUUCUAAUUUGCGGGCAUGUUCACCAUGCUGAGUGUUUGGAGAUUAUGACGCCUGAAAUUAGCAAGUAUGAUCCUCCUUGCCCUGUUUGCACUUUGGGGGAGAAGAAGACCCAGAAGCUGUCUCAAAAAGCUUUUAAAGCAGAAAUGGAAUUAAGAGCAAAAAACAAGAGGUCAAGGAACCGAGUCACGGAUAGUGAUUUUGAUGAUCCUAUCAUGUUUGAUCGCCUAAAAGGUUGUGGGCAUGCAGGAAAGGGUCCCAAGAUAACCACCAGUUCCAGCAUGAAGGGCUCCUUAGCAAAGCCUUUCUUGAAGAGGCAUUUUUCGCUUGGAUCAAAGAGUAGUAAAUCCUUAGCAGAUAACCACACAACCAAAAAGCAGGGAUUCUUCUGGACAAGAUCAUUGAAGGUGUGAGGUACUUUCUAAUGAUUAAGAGAUUCUGGUAUGUACUUGCAAUGAAGGGGAUGCAAGCACCACAGAACAUCAUCCGCAUCCUUCAAGCUUGGUUUUCAAACAUCUGCAUAUGUAUUCUGAAAGGACAACAGGAUUAGUUGUGAAGUGACAGUGUAAAGAGAAGUAAAGAAUUUCAUAGAAAAAGAAAAUCUUUCAUUGAUCAUGAAAAAUUAGCGGAAUGAAAAUGCAUGACGAGACUGGUGAUCUUAUCCUCACUUUGUACAGAACAAUUUGUUUCACGCGUGGGCAAUUCUUGAGUUGAUCCAAAUCAAUUUGUUUCUUGCUAAGUUUGUUGGGUUGAAUAAUAAAUCUUAAUGCCUUUACAUAUAAGAUUUGUGAAAUGAAAUUUGUAUCUGUUUAUUUAUUUAUUUAAA